AUGAAAGCUCUUCUUUUUGGUGUUCGAUUAGGUGUGUCCUAUGGAUUCGUGAAGUUGCAUCUGGAAUCUGACUCCUUGGUGUUGGUCCGCAUUAUUCAGGGGAAGGUUAGGUGCCCAUGGCGAUUGCAGAGGGAGCUACUAGAUCUGCAGCAAUAUAGACGGUAUUUCGACGCCGUGUCUCAUUGCUUUCGGGAGGCAAACAGACCGGUGGACAAAUUGGCUAAUGUUGGCAUGGAGGCUAGGGGCACUGCAAUUUAUGAUGCCUAUACUGCAUUACCUAGGUUGGUGAGGGGAGAUAUUUCUUUAGAUGCAUCUGGGUUUCCGAAUUUUCAUAGAUACCGGCAGUAG
Coffea eugenioides is the source of this 348-nucleotide messenger RNA. RefSeq lists its product as uncharacterized. Gene Ontology annotation, molecular function: nucleic acid binding; RNA-DNA hybrid ribonuclease activity. Bases 1 to 348 code for a protein of 115 amino acids. NCBI's taxonomy places the organism in Eukaryota, Viridiplantae, Streptophyta, Magnoliopsida, Gentianales, Rubiaceae. The record is from RefSeq and is a predicted model, not a curated record. The transcript has a single exon.